AAGCAAGCGAUGUAUUACUAACGAGUCGUGCCAAGAUGUCAAUAUCCAAAUUAUUUGUGAAAGUAUUUAAUGAAGACAUUUUUGAGCACCUAGACCAGGAUAACUCCGACUUGGAAGAUGAUUUGGAGGGAGCCAAUUGCUCCACGGUGCCGGAUUCCCGGGCACCAAAGAUCAGCGAACUCUCCGUUACAAAACAAAUGGCCAUUGUGAGGAACUGGCUGGAUGACAAAUUCCAGCAGAUACAAACGGACAGCAAUGAGGAGAUACGCAAACUCUACAUUGAGACGGAGGCGCGAAUCGGACCCGAUCUGGCCAUCUUCGAUGUGGACUAUACGACAACGGUGCGAGUGUCCACAGAUAGGCUGACUCUGCGCUCCCAAGGCAGCUUCAACACGGUGCGCGCAAAUUGUUGCGUCUAUGGAGGUCGUUGGAUGUAUGAGAUUCAACUGCACACCAAGGGGGUCAUGCAAAUCGGCUGGUCUUCGGGCAAUUGUAGUUUCAAUGAGAACAGCGGCGUGGGCGACACCAGCUAUAGCUACGGCUAUGAUGGCAGCAAGCAACAGGUCUGGCACAUCUCCACCAGAAAAUACGGCGACAAGUGGCAAAUUGGUGAUAUCAUCGGCGUCACCAUCGAUGUGGACCGCGAGAUUAUUGAAUUCUAUCGCAAUGGACGCUCCAUGGGCAUUGCCUUUGAGAAGAUACAGAAGGGACCGGGCAUCACAUUUUUUCCAUCCAUCUCGCUAGGCUACACCCAGGGCGUGCAGGCCAAUUUUGGCAAUCGUCCAUUCGUAUAUCCGCUGGUUGGAUAUCAGCCUCUGAUGGCACGUCCCAUCCUCAAGCUGCGUCGCGCCAACCUACUCAUGGACUAUCUGAUCAAUCUGGCGGGCAUAUUCUCGCACUAUAACGCACAGACCAGAUCGAGCACCCAAAUGGCUGGCGAAGUGCGUGUAUCGACGAAGAAGACAGUUUACUGCAUAUUUGCAACGUUGCUCAUUGAACGCUUUACGAAUGGGGUCUUCGAUCCGUAUAUCAUCGAGGAUGUGUUGCUGGCGCGCAUCGCAAGUAUGACAACACUGUCCGCAGAGAAGGAAAACCCGCAUAGCGUCCUAAAUGGUCUGUUGUCAUUGUUCUGGAACUUCAUGGAGGAUGAUGAAAUAAAGUUUGUACUACGCAAGAUGGUCAAUGCUCUAUUGGCCACAUACACGCACACAGUUCAGGGCAUGGACUAUUCAAAGCAUCGGCAUGUGUUGAACGUACUCCACUGUCUCUGUUUGCACGAGCAGACGCGCAAGUAUCUGCUCGAUAGCAAACUGUUCAAAAAGCACUGCCUGGCCUUCUUUUUGUACAUCAGUCCGUUGGAGUUUUAUAUAAUGGAGGAGCUGCUACCCGAUCACAUGGCCUGGACAGAGGGCAUUGACGGACCCAAGGAUAAAUAUGCGAAUGUUGUUGAAAAAGUGCGCAAGAGCACAGAAUCGUUGUAUGCAGCUGAAAAGGACUUUCUGAACACGCUGAUGAUAAACUCAGAUGGCAACGCGGAGACACCCUCCACUCGCAAGCUGUUCCUCAACAAAAUGCGACGCUAUGUCAUGGAUCUGAGCAUGGAGCAGCGACCCUUUCAUGCCUUUUUCUUUAUGCAGUCCAGCAUACAGCAUCCGUUGGACUCGUCAGUGGCGCUUGCCUUUGUUUCCAUACUCAUCGAUCAGGUGCGAUCGCUGUUCAAGGAUGAACUACCGAGUCAUAUAAUGGAAGUGGGCAUUGAUUACUUUCUGGAUGGCACUUUUGAUUAUAUGCAUUUUGAUCGCGUUGGCGGAGUCUUGUCGCAUCUGCGCAAGGUGCACAGAGGUGACAUCGAUGCGUAUUUGGGUGCAGAGCGUACCCAGGCAAUCUACGAUGAGGACCAUAAUUCCGUACGCGUAAGUGAAGUGGAUACCACACUAUACCUGCUGGGCGAGAACAUUAACAAUGUAGCCGUGGUUGGACACACUCAAGGCGCUAACAACUCAACCUUUACACACUUCCUCAAUCCGCGCAUGCCACAAAAUCCCGACACAGCCCCAGGCAACUCCAGCAUGGAGUCAAGUGUCUGCGAACUGUUGGAUAUUUGUGUACUGUUUUACUACUCGGCCGGGCACAAGUAUAUAGUGAAAAUUGCAUCGGUGCGGGAUGAGAUCGCCAUGCUCAAUGAGGUGCUCAAGGAGACGAAAUACUAUCGCGAGGACAUCGAACGCAAACUGUUGACUCUCGAACAGCAUGCGAAUGUCUGCAUGAAUGAUAAUCAUCAGCAUAUCAUGUCCGAAUUGCGUACCAAGUUCAGUCAGCGACAAAAUGUUUUUGCGACACGUUCCAUAUCGCUGGCGAGAAAACAAGUCUGGCUGCGUGCUGUCGCCUUGAAUACGCACCGCCGAUCCUUGUUGAUAUGGCUGAUGGAGCGCAUUCUACGCUCAUUAACGAGUGCCUCUGGUUCCGGUCCACUUUUUGCAUUUGUACCCGAAAUCUACAUAAAUACGACGCCCAUUUUGCUGGACACUGUGAUGGACUUUAGUCAUCACGAUAUGCGCGCUCAGUUCGACAUUGGAGAUGCGGAGUGUGGCAUUAAUGCUGCCGCCGAGUUUCUAGCCAUGCAUUCGGCGGAUUCGCGUAUUGUGCUUGCCUCCUGCAAAGAUUCGCUUUUGCAGGCUCUGGGUACUCUUACCUGCCACAAAUCCGGAGUGCGUGCGCUAGAGCGUUCCUCGAAGCGCGCUCAGACGGCGUUGGUGCGGGCACUACUGCGACCCUAUGAGAAUCGUGCUUGGGGCCAAAGCAAUUGGCUGCUGUUGCGCUUCUGGCUGGGCGAGGGCUUUGCAUUUAAGGAUGCACGCCAGCCGAGUGUGUGGCAAGGUGGAUCACAGCCGUUGCACCAUGGCUUGUGUCGCAGUCGCUCGAGAAAUGAGACGCACACGGGACUACUGCACAAUGUGGCGCCCGCCAAUCCGUCCAAGCAUUUUCAGCGCUUGAUUGGCACCAAGCUGUACGAAGACGAACCAUUAGCGACCACGUUCCUCAACUCCGUGCUGAGUCAGUUAAAUUGGGCAUUUUCAGAGUUUAUACUGCUGCUGCAGGAGAUACAAAACACGGCUCAACGUCAGGAGAAUACGCUGUUUGAGCCAAAGCAGCUGAAGAUCUGCUCGAUGUGCUUUGAGCUAACUGUUUCGCUGAUGCGUUGCCUGGAAAUGAUCAUAACUGUUGCACCUGAUGUUGUCGGCGAUGAGUCGCGUGGAAAUAGCGACCUGAUUUUGAAUCGCAUUUGCCAGCUGAUCAGUCAGGUGCUGUCACGCGUCACAGUGCCGCCGGGCUGCUUUCAGUUUGUGGUUGAUAUGUGUUCCGCGGAUCUGAAUGCCGUUACCCAUUUUCCCAUCAUCUCUGCGGCACUAGGCAUAUUGAUGGCAUUGCUUCGCAACGAAGUCGAGCAUGAUAUCACGCCGCAGAAGGUGACGCGUAUAUCGCGUGCAUUUCUCACCGAUCCCAGUUUUCAGUUUGCCACGCUGGAGUUUGCACUGGGCGAGGUACGCACACCGCUGCUGGAGCAGAAAGAGAUACCACGGGGCAAUUUUGAUCCGUCGUCCCGACCGCACAUUGAUCCACUGACCAAUGAUGUGCGCGUGCCGCAUCUCAACAAUUCCAAGCGCAUACGCGCUGAUCCGCCCAUCAUUAAAUUUGCACUGAUCGAUUAUCCAACGCAUGUGUCCCUUGAGGAAAUCGAAGAUGUGCGUCAUUUGAUCGAAAAUUUACGCAUCAAACAGGCCCUUCUCUCAGACAUAACGCUGCCAUCGGAGGACUCGUUGUGUCCCAUUUGCUGUGCCAAGCCAAUCACUGCCGUUUUUACGCCCUGCAAACAUCAGUCUUGCAGUGACUGCAUCAUGCAGCACAUGAUGAACUCCAAACUGUGCUUCUACUGCAAGACCACCAUACAGACCAUCGAGACGCUGGAUGGUACGCUCAUCUACUCCAACGAGGAGGCGAUACAGCCAACACUUACCGACUGUGUUUGAUUUAUCCCACCAAGAAUCCAACCAAAAAUCUAGUCACCUUUGAAGAUUAAAUUGCUACGCUUAACAUGUGGUUUUUACACAUACACACUAUAUACAUAGAUAUAUAUAUAUAUAUUUUAAUCUUUAGUUUAUUCUUUUUGUUUGCCUUAUGCUUGCAAUUAUUUCCGAUGUGAUAUGCUAAAGUGCAAUUUAGAACCAGAAAACAAAAUACAGACCCAACAAAUGUAAUAGGUAAUGUAAUGUAUAAUAUGUAUAAUCUAUAUUAUGAUCUCUCGGUUUUUUCAAAAUACUUUAGGCAAAUUAAUUAUGAUGAGCACAAAAAUACAAAUGCAUUUAUGUAAGUUCCACAAAAAC
Drosophila grimshawi is the source of this 4382-nucleotide messenger RNA. RefSeq names its product E3 ubiquitin-protein ligase RNF123 (gene Kpc1). Lineage: Eukaryota; Metazoa; Arthropoda; Insecta; Diptera; Drosophilidae. The transcript has 11 exons. Gene Ontology annotation, molecular function: protein binding; ubiquitin-protein transferase activity. Gene Ontology annotation, cellular component: cytoplasm. The record is from RefSeq and is a predicted model, not a curated record. The coding region runs from base 36 to 4028 and encodes 1330 amino acids.